AUGCAACAGAACCUUCACAAUGAAUCCGAAUCCGAAUAUGAUAAGAUCCACGACCCAGCCAAAAUACCCACUUCACCGAAUGGUCAAGGAGAUAUUACCUCACGUUCCAAACAGGAGUGGGAUCUGGAUAAUAUAACCAAAUCAUCUGGAAAUCUUUUAACCAAAGCUUCGAAUAUGGGUAUGAAAGCAUUUACGUUAGGUACAGAAUACGCUACGAAAGCUUCCAGAUCCGAUUUGGUAAAAUCAGCUACUUCCAUGCUUAACGAUACUUAUUCAUCACUUGUUAACGGUAGUCCGACUCAUCCUACUAACGGCCCAUCACCGUAUAUGCAAGGACAGAAAAUACCAACAAUUGAUGAUCGGACUAUUGAUUUGCGAUAUUCAAAUACCAAUAAACUCUCAAAACUCAGAAGACCAUACGAUCCACUUACCAAUACCUUCACAGACUCGGAUUCGGUAGAUGACAAGUUCCUUGGCAGUUUCUAUGGUUCGGCGGAAGAGAGGGAUGCAGAAGCUGAAGCAUAUCUGAGAGGGGAUAGAUGGUAUUGGUCCAUGAAGACUGAUGAGGGCAAAUAUGAAUUUGCAAGGAUGGAACAUACUUUAGAUGAAUUGACAAAUAAGAACAGAAGGGAAGAUGAUGGAUUUGAAAUUGCAUAUGUCCAAAAUGAUCAAGAGGAAGUACAAGAGUUUUUAAAUACGCUUGAAAAAGCGAAGAUAUCAACGACUCGAUCGAAUUCACAUGAUAGUAGGACAAAAGAUACUACAGUAGAAAUGAAAAGGGAUAAAUCUGGUUCGCCGUUCUCAGCUAGAGCUAGUAGAUUUCUAGCUGGGGAGCCACGGAGCGAAUUGAGUGAUUGA
Molecule: messenger RNA, 858 nt
Organism: Kwoniella botswanensis
Lineage: Eukaryota; Fungi; Basidiomycota; Tremellomycetes; Tremellales; Cryptococcaceae
Exons: 2
Coding region: 1-858 (285 amino acids)
Source: RefSeq, a predicted model, not a curated record